Molecule: messenger RNA, 1569 nt
Organism: Dufourea novaeangliae
Lineage: Eukaryota; Metazoa; Arthropoda; Insecta; Hymenoptera; Halictidae
Product: cytochrome P450 6a2-like
Exons: 6
Coding region: 73-1569 (498 amino acids)
Molecular function (GO): oxidoreductase activity, acting on paired donors, with incorporation or reduction of molecular oxygen; heme binding; iron ion binding
Source: RefSeq, a predicted model, not a curated record
CUUUGACAUGAGUAACGUUACAGCAACCAGAUCAAUAUUUCCUACCGGCAACUAACAAAAGACGAAAAAACAAUGGCGAGUUACUUCGAAAUCCUAUGCGCCGCAGUGGUUCUAUUCCUUGUCUUCUAUUACUAUUGUGUCUCCACUUAUGAUUUCUGGAAAAAGCGCGGUGUGUCUGGACCAAAGCCCCUGCCGUUUUUUGGUAACGCUAAGGACCUCGUGUUUGAAAGAAUAUCAUUGGCAAAAUUCGUGCAGAGCACUUAUGAAACAUACAAGCAUUUACCAAUGAUUGGAAUAUACAUGUGCAGAGAGCCUCUUCUCUUUCUGAAUGAUCCAGACCUUAUAAAAGAUGUCUUAAUCCGGGACUUCAACAAAUUUGCUGAUCGAGGACUUAACGUUCACGAAAGGACGGAACCAUUAUCGCCAAAUCUCUUUUUUUUGGAGUCGGAAAGAUGGCGACCGCUGCGAAAGCAAUUCUCACCGAUGUUUAGCUCAAAAAAACUGAAAGAUAUGUUCCCCAUCAUGUUGAGAUGUUCGGUUCAUUUAGAAAAAUAUUUGGAUAAACUUUCAAAGAAAGUGCCUGUGGACAUUCGAGAUGUGGCUGCGAAAUACACGACCAAUGUGAUUGGUAACUGUGCAUUUGGGAUUGAUAUGAACGCGAUGGAGGAACAGGAAAGCGAAUUUUAUCGAAUAGCCAAACAAUUCAUUGCUCCGUCCAGGGAAAAUAGUUUACGAUUAAUAGUUCGACGGUUCAGUCCCAAGUUGUACGACUUACUCGGAUACAUAGUACCAGACAGGAUAUUUGCUCCCUUUUUCACGAAGCUCGUCAUGGAUACCAUACAAUACAGGAAGGAGCACGAUUUCUUCAGACCCGAUUUUAUCAAUACACUAAUAGAAUUGCGAAAACAUCCGGAACAGUUAGAAAACAUUGAGUUAACAGAUACCUUCUUAACCGCCCAACUUUUCAUCUUUUUCGUGGCCGGGUUUCAUACAUCAGCAACAACUAUGAGUAAUGCUCUUUAUGAGUUAGCUCUACAUCACGACUUACAAAAUAAGUUACGUGCAGAAAUUACAGAAUAUUAUGAUAAAUCCGACGGUGAAUUGCAGUAUGAGACCAUAAAUGAGAUGAAAUACUUGGAUAAAGUAAUCAAAGAAACCCUAAGAAUGUACCCAGCAGGACCAGACAUAAGGAGAAAAGCAACCUCGUCUUACACCUUUGACUCUAUGAAAGUUACGAUACCAAAAUCGAUGUCUGUAAUCAUUCCGUUAUUCGCUAUCCAUCGCGAUGCUAACAUGUAUCCGAAUCCUGAUCAAUUUGAUCCUGAAAGAUUUAGUGAAGAAGCUAUAGCGGCUCGACAUCCCAUGUCUUACUUGGCUUUUGGCGAGGGACCACGGAAUUGCAUUGCUCUACGUUUUGGAUAUCUACUAACCAAACUUGGCCUAAUUAAAGUACUUCGAAAUCACAAAGUGGAUGUAUGCGAAAAGACAAUGAUUCCAUACGAAUUUGAACCUAAAUCAUUUACAUUGACCCCAAAGGGUGAGAUAUACUUGAUGAUCUCAAAAAUUUGA